This is a messenger RNA of Gymnodraco acuticeps, 3058 nucleotides long. RefSeq lists its product as uncharacterized. NCBI's taxonomy places the organism in Eukaryota, Metazoa, Chordata, Actinopteri, Perciformes, Bathydraconidae. The coding region runs from base 266 to 988 and encodes 240 amino acids. The record is from RefSeq and is a predicted model, not a curated record. The transcript has 12 exons.
CAUCUUUAACUUUCACUUUCGGCUCACCGCUGACAUUGGCGCUGGUAUUAUAUGUACGAAGUUAGAUUGAAAAUACUGUCUUGAAUAGUUUAUUGUUUUAGAAUAAUCGACGGAUAACGUUAUCAACAUCUGUUAAUAUGUUACCAAAUAAUUGAAAUCAAGCCCAUAUCGUUUGCUUCGAUCACAUCAGAGAUUACUUUCGUUUUCCUCUCACAAUCUUCUCUUCGUCUUUCGAGUUGAGCUUGUCAGCACUAAAGGUGAAGUUAUGUCAGAUUUAUCAGGGGGACUAAGGAAUGAACGCCCAGAUUCUGCUGAUGUUCUGCAACGUGAAGUCAUGACAGAUUUACUAGAGAAAAUAAAGGGGGAACACAAGGAUGUUGCUAAAGUUCUGCAAGACGCAGGUAUACGCAAUGACUCUGACACCCUGUCACUAACAGAACUGCUCGAGUUGUUUCCUGGACAUAAGUACCUCAAACUGAGGAGGACCAUCUUGGAAAUGAUACAGGAGCCUGGUCUGCUUCUAAGAAAAAUGAAAAACUUCAUCCCAAGUGAAGAUUUCAAGGCUGCUCUAACAGGCAACGGGGUCUUGGUUGAAUACCUCUGUAUCAUGAAGGAAAUGCAGACCCAUGUGAAGCAUAUCCUGAGUUUCCAUGAAGCUCACAUUCGUUUUCUCGAAGAAAACCUCCUAAAUCAGCCGGACCCGGAAUCAGCCCCCAAUCUAAAGGAGCCCCUCGGUAACAUCCCCCCUCAAGAAACACAUGGACACUCGUCAGAUUUACUGAAGGAAAUAGGGAAUCGAGACAGUGAUGCUGCUGAUGUUCUGCGAGAGGCAGAUUUAUGCAUCGACUCAGACAUCCGGUCACUGACUCGAGAAGACCUGCUCGAGCUGUUUCCUGGACCAAAGAAGUUCAAACUGAGAAGGGAGAUCUUUGAAAUGAUACACAAACAGAAGCCCGUUAAACAGCUCCCCCCCCACAAAGGUGAAUAACGGCAAUCCUUCCAGGGGUAUGUACAGCCUUUUAAUAUCCCUUUCACUUUCACAUUUGGCACAUACUUGCUAUUUUGGUAGGCGAAAAGCCCUGGAAAUGCUUGUCACUGAACUUUGAGUUCAGAGUAUGUCAUCCCAGACUUUGGCCAACUGGGUAAAGGGUAAACAUCUGUCCACCUUAGCAAACAUAUGUGCUCAGUUAAUCAAAUCUAGAUGGUUUAUUUUGUUGUCAGUAAUUGAAUUAUGCUAUUUCCUUGACAUUUUCCUUUUCGCUUCCAGUCAUACCGGUUCUCCAUGGUUGGUCUAAGUAGAACACUUUGAGCUUAUAACCCAAAAUGAAUGUCCUUUUUGGAGUUGAUGUUGAAAUCAAACGCUAGAAGAUAUGUAGUCAGUAAGUAUAUUUAUGCUUUCCAAAAACAGGUUCCUUCGUUGAUAGGAUGGACAUUUCUGAUCAACAACCACCACUGAAAAAAGAGCGCCCCAAGGUUGCGAAUAGAUGGAAAGUUACACUGAAGUACCAUAUGGUUGUUACCGGGACAACCUUUGAUGCCCAUUUACAUCUGAUGGAGAAAGUGAAGAAUGAAGUUAAGGAUAGGUUGGAUCUUGUUCAAAGCAACAGCGACAACUACGACGUCACUAUUGUCUUCUGUCCCAUCGUUUCUCGCAUCGGACCAGAUGUUGAGUCAGCCCUGAGAGAUGUUAAAGGCGAUAAACCUGUCAUUCUGGUUUUGAUGCACCACGCAUAUGAGGCCAAGUUCAUUCCAAAUGUGCAACAAGGAGCUAACGUUCAGCUGCAAGUUAACGUUUUCUUCCACGAGACGAAACGUGGACUGCUCGACUGUAGAGAAAAUGGAGAUGUUGUUUGCGAGAUAACAAAAUAUUUAAAAGAGAUCCCCAUUCCAAAUGCCCAGGUGGCUGCUGGACAUUCUGGAAAAUCUGACAAAAGCAAGACGGGCGGGGGCUUCUUCUCCCAAUUGUCAUUUAAUUUGUGAUCAUGACCUGACCUUAUUUAGCAGCUACCACACUUGCUAAUGUAUCCAACUGCUGGUGAAGACCUCAGCUGAUUGCCUAUAGAUGGGCCUUUUUCCUGUAAACUAAAUGAAUAACACGUGUAUUAUAGAUUAUCUUAACAAUUUAACUUUAGAUUUGGCAGUGUUGGUGCGAGCAACGAUGAUAUGUUUUCCUCUCAAGUAAAACAACAAAGUGUAAUGUAUCACUAACAACACAAGUCAAGCAGUCAAAAUGUGAUUCAUCAGACAGUUUUGAUUUUACUCUUCUACCAUAAUCUGAAAACUUAAUUGUAUUCUCCUUUUUGAGAAGAGAGGUUGGCUAGUAAUUUGUAGUCCAAUUAUUUAUAUCUCUGUGUAGGAUUUCUCCAGUUGCUACCGUGGUUUCUCUACUGUAUUAUGACAUGAAUGUAAAGGAAGUGAUUAAAGACUGCAACAAAGCUUAGUCAUUUGCCAAAAGAUUACCUUUCGAAUACAUACAGACAUACGCCAGAAAUGUAAUUAUUGCUGCAAAUAUUAGAAUGAAAUGAGCUGCACAGUAUAUUUGGUUUUAAUGCAUGAAUGUUAAUUUUUGCUGCAAUUAAUUCUAAAGAUUUGUUUCCCAGAGUUUAUGUUAUGUGUGAUGACGAUAUACUUAAUACUUUCUAUAAACUGCCGUUACAGCAGGUGCAAUCACUUUUUAGUCCUUUUUAGAUAUAGUUUAUAUGACAUACCAUCAUGAAGCUGGAACCUGUAUCUUUUUGACAUCAAUAGUUCAAGAAUAGUGUUGAGCCAAAUGAAUAAUACACUCUGAUAAUUUAAAAAAAACUUAAUUUAAUUAAUUUACAUUCUUUGGCCUGUAUCUUAAAUGUAACCUCAUUGUUAUGGCAGGGAAAUUGAAUCGCAAUCAGUUUUAAAGAUACGUUUUAUUUAAACUAUCGAAGCUUAUUUAAGCUUUGAUAUAUUUUAUAUGGAUAUUCACGUGGUUGGUGGACACUAAGUAAAAUGCAGCCAUCAAAACUGAGCAUCCAAUAAUGUAAGUCACAUGCAGAGGAGCAGUCAUGAAAUAAAAAUGUCAAAUACA